Molecule: messenger RNA, 1842 nt
Organism: Acaromyces ingoldii
Lineage: Eukaryota; Fungi; Basidiomycota; Exobasidiomycetes; Exobasidiales; Cryptobasidiaceae
Product: SKN1-domain-containing protein
Exons: 2
Coding region: 1-1842 (613 amino acids)
Biological process (GO): fungal-type cell wall organization; (1->6)-beta-D-glucan biosynthetic process
Cellular component (GO): plasma membrane; endoplasmic reticulum membrane
Molecular function (GO): glucosidase activity
Source: RefSeq, a predicted model, not a curated record
AUGAGCCCCAGGGUGGCGAGCACGAUCGACGUCCUUCCCAAUCGGAUUCGGCAUAGACCCACGGCAUCGGCAUCAAAACAAGACUUUAUCAUCGACACAAAUCCGAUGAAAUGGGACACCAUCGACGAUGGGCGAGUCGAGGCAGACGACUACCUGCACGACCCGCGACAGAGCAUCGAUGAAAAAGGCGCUUCACACCUCUUUACCCCGUCUGGUUUCCCGAAGCGGGCCGUCAUGAACGUCGGUGUCCUCGUCCUCAUUUCUGCAAGCCUGAUGGCGCUGUUUGGAGCCUAUCCGAUCAUUGCACACUAUACCCGCGCCGCGACAAGCAAAAAGGGCGGCUUCAACCUCGGCGGCACCAACGCAACGGGCCAGAUUGCAGACUUGCCUCUGCCGGACCUCAUCGACAAAGACACGCCGACGGACGCAUACACGAGGACCGGCCUGGGUGACGGCAAGGAAUACAAGCUCGUCUUCAGCGACGAGUUCAACGUCGACGGCCGCAGCUUCUACCCAGGCGAUGAUCCCUUCUGGGAAGCCGUCGAUCUCCACUACUGGGCCACUAAUAAUUACGAAUGGUACGACCCGGCGGCCGUCACGACCAAGGACGGCAAGCUGCGGAUCACGCUGAGCCAGACGCCCGAGCACAACCUCAACUUCCGCGGAGGCAUGCUCCAGUCCUGGAACAAGUUCUGCUUCACCGGUGGCUACCUCGAGGCCAGUGUCCAGCUGCCCGGACAGGCAGACGUGGCUGGUCUCUGGCCCGCUUUCUGGACCAUGGGCAACCUUGGCCGGGCUGGCUACGGCAGCAGCCUCGAGGGAACCUGGCCCUACUCCUACGACGCCUGCGACGUCGGCACACUUCAGAACCAGACGACCGUCGACGGCACCCCGGUCAGCUCGCAGACCGGUGGCGACGUCCCCUUCAACCGGAAGCACGGCUCCAACGCACUCUCCUUCCUCGCUGGCCAGCGUCUCUCGGCUUGCACAUGCCCCCAAGAUUACCCAGCGCUCCACCCCGGUCCCCUUUUACCCGACGGGACGCUGCGAGGACGUUCGGCCCCGGAAAUCGAUGUCUUCGAGGCGCAGGUCAGCAGCGCAAAGAAAAUGACAGUCUCGCAGUCGGGCCAAUGGGCGCCUUUCAAUGACCACUACAACGUCAAGAAUACAACGGCCGACGGGCCGGCAUUCACGAUGUACCAGGAGUCAUCCCAUUUCAACACGUACACGGGCGAGCUGACCCAACAGAGCACAAGUACCGUCACCGACGCUUCGCAGCUCGCGCUCCAGUACGGAGGCGACGACAGCUUUGCCGUCUACGGCAUGGAGUACCAGCCCGGCCAUGACGGCUACAUCGAAUGGGUUUCGGAUGGGCAACCGUCGUGGAGGCUCAAUAAGGCAGCCCUGGUGGCAGACCCUAUUUCGCAAAUCUCGGCACGUCCGGUCCCACAGGAGCCCAUGUACAUCAUUUUCAACCUCGGUGUCUCGCAGAACUUCGGCACCGUUGAGUGGAAGAAGCUCGAAGCGCUCUGGCCUGCCGUCAUGAGUGUCGAUUGGGUGCGAGUCUACCAGCCGUCGGACGCCAUCAACAUUGGUUGCGACCCACCAGACUUCCCGACGAAGGACUUUAUCAAUCGCCAUGCAGAAGCCUACUCGAACAUCAACCUGACACUGUGGGGGAACACAGCGGCCGAAGGAGGCUAUGAAGAAUACUGGCCUCGCAACAAGCUCAAUCCGAACGCAUGCCAGGCCGAGUUGAGCAAGCUGCCUGGCUCCCCCACCAACCCCAAAGCAAAGGCGCCCGCUCUCAAGUCAAGCGAGAUCGCAAAGGGUGAGGACUAG